Molecule: messenger RNA, 1308 nt
Organism: Schistosoma mattheei
Lineage: Eukaryota; Metazoa; Platyhelminthes; Trematoda; Strigeidida; Schistosomatidae
Source: the annotation of a GenBank genome assembly
AUGACGUUUCACACGGGGCGUCUGUUGGUCGGUCGUGAAAAGGAGCAACAGUUUUUGUUUUCGUUAAUGUGUAAAAAAAACCCUUUAUCCACAUGCUUUGUUAUCACAGGCCCUCCGGGUUGUGGCAAAUCAGUUUUAGUGUCCUCAACAUUCGAACUUCUGGAAGAGUCUUGUGGAAUGUUAUGGGUGUUAAUUAGCUGCCUAGAAAGCUUUGUGGGGACCCAAGGGACAUGUGGAGCUACUUCAUCAAGAUAUUUUCUUGAAUUGAUUUUACAGUCGAUUAAGUGUCGUUAUCUGCCCGAAGCUGAUUUAUGUAUUAGCUGUGAAGAUACCUCCAGCUUCAUAGAUAACUUAUGUCAAAUUUUGCUAGCUAUUGGAGCUAGAAAUACUCAUGACCAAACUUGUGUGGGGUUAAUUUUCGAACAGGCUGAGAGACUGUGUGAUGGGGAAUCACUAGUCCUCCCCUUAAUCAUCGGUCUUGGAGCUUCUGUAAAUGAAAAGCUAAAUCAAUUAGGCAGUCUUCACACACCACUGUUGUUCACUGUCCUGGUUGUCGACUUACUGUUAACAGUUUGCUUCCCUGUUUGUCGUAACGCUGGUGAACUCAUUCAUUUAAUGAAUAUAAACUGGAAUGCUUUUAAUGAACCUGUAAAUAAAGGCUUGGUUGCCGCGGACGAUGAAUGGGGUCAAUGGAAGUUGGCUCAACCAUAUCUCAAAAAGUCUUUGUCUACUCUGUAUUUGCGUCAUUAUGGGGAUUCAAAUUUAGAUUCUCUGUCUACGAAAAACGCUGGGAGACAAAAUUUUUUGGAAUUACCUUAUUUGACUAGAUUUUUACUUAUUGCUGCAUUUAUGGCUUCACAUAAUCCCCGCUCAUCAGACAAAAAGCUCCUGACAAAGAACUCCGGACGUUUAAGUAUCCGUAAAAAGAAACAGGAAAAGGAAGUAUACAAGACACAAGCAGAGUUUACUGGCCCUCGAAUCUUCACCCUAGAUCGCUUGUUGGCAAUAUUCUAUGUCCUAGUACAAAAUGAAUUUGCAAAAGUACCAUGCACAAGUAUUUUAAUGAGUCAAAUUGCCUGUUUAACAGCAUGUGGUCUUUUAUCGCCAAGUUCACAGGCUUUGUCUGUUGGGAAUUCAUCUACUACUGGAUUGAGUACAACAAAUAGUUCGGUUAACGCUAUAUCUGAUUUAGACCCUUUGGCUAGCCCUAAAUAUCGUUGCUUGAUAAGUUUAGAAAUUGCUAAAAGUAUAGCACAGUCGGUUGACUUUGAUUUGUUAUCUCAUCUUACAGAGAAUUAUAAAUUGUAA